Molecule: messenger RNA, 3903 nt
Organism: Trichoderma asperellum CBS 433.97
Lineage: Eukaryota; Fungi; Ascomycota; Sordariomycetes; Hypocreales; Hypocreaceae
Source: RefSeq, a predicted model, not a curated record
AUGCCUUAUCAAACACCAGAAAGAAAAGGCUCUUUGACGGUAUCUAUGGAGCCUGCAAAGGCCACUGGAGGCGCCGGGUUAGGCACCAUAUCUGGCGUCUAUAUCCCCGUAUACCUCAAUAUCCUGAGCAUUCUCAUGUUUCUCCGCUUUGGCCAAAUCCUGGGACAAGUUGGCUUCAUCGGAAUCCUAGGCCUUCUCCUCGCCGCCUAUUGCAUUGAUCUGCUCACUGUCCUCUCUCUAUCUGCUAUCGCGUCCAAUGGAGAAGUCAAAGGCGGCGGUGCUUAUUACUUAAUCUCUAGGUCUCUCGGCCCGGAGUUUGGUGGCUCUAUCGGCAUCUUGUUCUAUCUAGCUCAAGCUCUAAACACUGCAAUGAAUGUAGUUGGUCUCAUCGACUGCAUUCGACUUAACAUGGGAUCCAACUUUCCUCAAGGGUACUGGACUGGCUAUGGACUUCAAACAGCCGCUUUAGUGCUUUGCACAUGUCUUUGCUUGCUUGGCUCAUCAACAUUCGCAAAAGCCUCAAAUGCACUGCUCAUCAUCCUUACAGUGGCUGUUCUGAGCAUUCCAAUAUCAGCCGUCUUUAAGUCUCCGUUCGAGGAUGUUACAGCUGGAGUCAAUUUCACUGGCAUCAGUGCUGAUACGCUCAUUGGAAACUUUGCACCUCGGCCCUCUGAUAGCAGCUACGAAGGCCUCAAGACAUUUCGUGACUUAUUUGGUGUUCUCUUCCCAGCUACCUCGGGAAUAUUUGCCGGGGCUUCUAUGUCGGGUGAUUUGAGAAACCCAAGCAAAGCUAUUCCGCAUGGAACACUAUGGGCUACCCUUACAACAUUCAUCGUGUAUUUCACAGUCAUCAUCUCCAUGGCAGCGGCCACUACUCACGAAUCUUUUCUGGCCAAUAAUAAUGUCAUUUCUCUCACAAGCUUAUAUGCCCCUAUUAUCCUGGCCGGUGAAUGUGCAGUUACAUUCUUUUCGGCUCUUAUGGGGGUUAUCGGCUCAGCCAAGCUAUUUCAAGCGCUCGCUCGGGAUAAGCUCCUUCCAGGACUGUCUGUUUUCGGAAGAGGAACUAAGAUUGGUGAUGAACCGAUAUUUGCCAUCUUCUUAACCUAUGCCAUCGCCCAAGUCGCCCUUUUUGCGGACCUGAAUCAAAUCGCCACUCUCAUCUCUAUGGGUUAUCAGAUGACAUUCUUUGUUAUGAACUUGGCUUGUUUCCUAUUAAAAAUCGGAUCUGCUCCUAAUUUCAGACCUGGCUUCCAGCUCUUCAGUGCCGAGACGGCUUUUUUGGGAAGCCUUUUCUCCGCCGCAGCCAUGUUCUUUAUCGACGAAGCCUAUGCUUCAACCGCAAUUUGUGCUCUCAUACUAGUGUUCUUGCUGAUUCAUUACCUUUGUCCGCCCAAGCACUGGGGGGAUGUCUCACAGAAUCUCAUCUACCACCAAGUGAGAAAGUAUCUCUUGAGAUUAAAGCCCGAGCAUAUCAAGUUUUGGAGACCACAGAUCAUACUCCUCGUGAAUAACCCGCGACGGCAAACGAGGCUAAUUCAGUUUUGCAAUUCUUUGAAGAAAGGUUCGCUUUACAUCCUGGGCCACGUUAUCGUAACGGAUGACUUCAACACAGGAGUUCAUGAGGCGAAACUGCAGCAACAGGCUUGGACACGUUAUAUAUCGGAGUUUUCAAGAAUCAAAGCCUUUGUCCAGCUAACCAUGUCGCCUUCGAUUAAUUGGGGUAUCCGAAAUCUCAUCCUGUCCUCAGGCCUAGGGGGCAUGCGGCCCAAUAUUGCCGUUCUGGGAUUUUACAAUAUGGAAGAUCUACGGAGAUCUAGCCAUCGACUACGAGUGCCGGACAUUCCAAUGGCUCCGGCUUCUAAAAUGAAUCGUCCGCCAAAAUCUCAAGGCGGAACCUCUACACGACGCCGUGGCGAUACAUCAGCCCGUUUGAUGGAAGGCUUCUUACCAACUGAUGCGAUUCGUACGGAGGAUAUGAUGUCUCCCACAGAGUAUAUGACAGCAUUGGAGGACUUGACUUUGAUGUAUCGGUUGAAUGUAGCGGUGGCAUACGGGUUUGACGCCCUAGAGACGCCUCGAAAGGACGAAUGCAACGCAAAGAAGUAUAUCGACUUGUGGCCGAUCCAAAUGUCUGCCGAAGUUUCGUCCGAGGGUAAAAAUAUGUUGACUUCUAAUUUUGACACCUACACGCUCAUUUUACAACUAGGCCACAUUCUCCGCAGUGUUCACACUUGGAAACGAGCUCACACGCUGCGAGUCAUGGUCUUUGUUGAAUACGAAAGCGAAGUCCAAGAAGAGUUGGCACGAGUCCGCGCCCUUUUGGAGAAGCUGCGCAUAGAGGCUGAAGUUCGAGUCUUUUGGCUGGCAUGUGGCCAGUUGGACACGUACGAGCGUAUCAUCAAUGGCAAAGGCAGUAGCAUAGACUGUGAAAUCAUUGUUGGCGACGCAUUGAGGGAUGAAGAAUGGUGGAACGACCUGGAAGACUUUCGUGGACAAUCUGAGCCCAUGUCAACUAGCCAAGAGUUUACACACCUAGCGCACAUUAUUACUUCAACCGCUGGACGGCCAGGAGUCUACAAUCCACACGAAGAGCCUGAGUCGCGGAGACGGCGCUCGAGUGUUUUGGAUCUUCCCGGUAUGCCCAAGAAACCGAAUAUCGGUUCCUUGUCAAAGAUGGGCAUUAACAUCGGCAUGCACACUCACCAUCUGAACGAGGAAGUCUUUGAGGACUCUGAUUCGGAUUACGAAACCAAUAGCGACACAGAUUCUAUAAGUACGGUGCGAUCCGUGACAGACCCGUUAUUGCCCGAGUCGUCAUCUUCGAAUGCUCCACGAGGGCAACCCUCGCCUCCCGAGAUGCGCGGAAAUGGCUCUUUUGAUACAAUCACUAGCCAUGGAAACUCCACCAACGGUCAUCCCUCAAUUACUCCAUCGUAUGGCACCAUGUCUGGAUCCCAGCCGCUUUCUUUAGCGCAGCAUCGAUACAGCUCAGUCUUUUCUCCAACUCCUCGACAGGGGCCCGAAGUUGAUCUAGACGCGACCCCUCGAGCAAACGGCCGUCAGAGGACCAGCUUCAAGAUUGACAUCAGGAGCAUAGAAUCUUUUCCCAAUCUAGAUCAGCUUGCUGGCCACGAGUCCCGUCGCAGUAACUAUCAGCCAAGCAGCCCUGUUAAAUCUUCGGUCAACCGAUGUUCCGGAGACGAUGAUACAUCAACGCCUCGGCCAAGCAUAUCGCGACAGUCGUCCGCCUCUCGAUUUUCCAGUCGACCUGUUCCGGAGAUGAGAAUUACAACGGAGGAGGGCAGCUCUCGUAUUGGGUUCGCCACCGCAAAUUCCUCUCGCCCUACGACGCCUAGAAUAGACCGUCCAUCAUUCUCGCGACAAUCUUCACUGAAUGUUCCGUCGCAGCCAUUGCCUGGAACUAGGAGGAAUAUGAGAGGAGGAGGACCACGUUCGAAGUCGUACAUUGAACAACCAACAUACUAUUCACGCGCGAGCGCAACUAAAUCCCGUUAUCAAUCCCAUUCUCGGAGAGAAUCCCAAUAUCCCAACAACUUUGACCAAGGAGAUGUCAGCCUAAAUAUUCCCAAUCUUGUGCAGUCGUAUAGAUCUGGCGUCGAAGCAGGCAACGCAGAAGGCGCUCCAUACUCAACACAAGGAGUCGCCUUAUCCUUCAACGACCUGCCAAGCAGAGCACAGCAUCUGAUUAUCAAUGAGCUGAUGCAACAGAAUUCGAAAGACACGGCUGUCCUUCUUAGCACGCUGCCGAUACCCAACGAGGGGACGUAUAUGAACGUAGAUAGUACGAUUCAGUACCUGUCGGAUGUCGAGCUGCUGUGCCAUGACCUUCCGCCUGCGCUUUUGGUGUUGAGCAACAACAUGACAGUCACGGUGAGCUUGUGA